Ochlerotatus camptorhynchus is the source of this 1109-nucleotide messenger RNA. Its product is annotated as protein C1orf43 homolog. The transcript has 6 exons. The coding region runs from base 163 to 1041 and encodes 292 amino acids. The record is from RefSeq and is a predicted model, not a curated record. Lineage: Eukaryota; Metazoa; Arthropoda; Insecta; Diptera; Culicidae.
UGCACUUUUCCUCUUAUUUUGGUGAAAAUUUAUUGAUUAAUCGGAAAAUGUAAUCCUGUAGAUGAAAAAUCGUGUUUCCAGAAUAAAAUAAGCUUUUGAGAAAGCUUCCUACGUGAAAUUCGACAAUAUUUUCUGGAAAAGCAAGCCAACAAAUCCAGUAAAAUGGAAGAGCUUUCUGGGGUGAUGAUUGUUCUCAUCAUCGGGGGAGGAGUCCUUGCGGUUACCAUUUGUUUCAUCAUUGCCAAACGGCAGAUUGUCCGUUUUACUCUCCGGCAGCGGCGUGGUCCACACGUUGCUGUCGGGCAUGAUGCUAAGAAGUCUAUUAAAAAGGAAAUUGAGAGGCGUAUCGACUGUAUUCAUAAGAUUUAUUUUGAGCCCAAGCUACUGUGGGACGAUAAGAAGGACGGCGAGAAGUAUAUACUGCAACCAGAUUCAAAUUUGCCGCCUUACUAUUAUCGGAUGAAAGCAAUGGAUGACGUGAAGGAACUCGAGAAAGAAAUAGCCAAACAGGACGGUUCCACCAGACAUCCAAGAGACAGCUUGAGAGCAUUCCUAUUGACUACAUUGGCUGCUCCGUUGAAUGGUUCUGGCCAAAGGUUGAUUCAUCAGUUCUGUGAUAUGUAUGAACACGCUCGGCAUGAUCCGAAUGAAUUUGGAGAAGAGGAAUACCAAGCAUACCAAAGAUUGCUCAAGAAGCUAACCGAUGCGACAAAAAUGUUGAAAUCUUUUACCAACAGUCGCAAAUCGUCGCCCAAUCGGACACCAGUAAAAAAACAAAGCAAAAUGCAAUCGCUCCUGGAUCCAUCGCGGUUGAGGCCACCCCCGAUGAGUGGUGCAGGAGUUGGAGCCGGUGGUGGUGGUCCUGGGAGCGAAGGUGGAAAUCAGAAUGCUCGGCUAAAUCUUUCCCUAGGUGUUCAGCUGCAACAUCAACAGCAACAACAGCAGCAACAGCAGGAUAUGGAUGAAAACGAAAUCCUCAGCAUCUCUCAGUAUCACGGGGAAACAGAAACCUUCGCCAUACACAGGUCUUUCAAAGAUUGAAAUGGUUUAGGACGCGACUAUGGUACAUGUGCGUCGUAAAUAAAUGCUGGCUUAUCCCUGGAUUAAAA